AUGUCCCAACUCGCCAAGGUAAAGUCCAAGGCGCGUCACCAGUCGGGACCGGGACCAUCCUCCUCUCUCGGACCUGGCCGCGGGGGCGCAUCUCUUCUACCUUCCCCGGCUGUGAACGAUACUCGACGAGGAAGUGUCGCCGCUGCCGCUGCUGUAGCCAACGCAGCAACAACCACGACCGGUUCUAGCACUCCGAAUCCCGCGACAACCCUCAAUCUCUCCCUUCCGUUGCAGCUGCCUCGAGGCGAGUCUACGCGCACCACCGAUAGGACGGAUGCGCUCUGGGCCGAGAUGCAGGCGACUUUGGAGGAGGUCGAGCUGUCAGCUAGCGGCGGCACGAGGGUGUUUGGGCCGGAUCAUGAGCAGAAGCUGGCGGAGCUACGGCAGGCGCAGAUUGCCCUGGCACAGGCUUGGGCGAGGAGCGAAGCGGAUGAUGCUGUUGAAACACAGAACAAGGGGGGUGCUGCAAGCGUUGUGGGAGCCGGGUUAGGGAGAACCAAGUCGUCAGUUGCCGGAACGGAAUACGGUGGCUUUGGCGGGAAAUCCGAGGCGGGUGGUACGAUAGGAGGCACCGAGGGCGGAGGACCGAAGAGCACUGUGGGUGCCGGCAGCACACGGCCCAAUAGUGCCGGAGGACCUGAGAAGCUUGGGGCGAAGCUCGAGCAGGAGACUGACGCCGACAUUCUACUUGCGAGAAAGAGACGUGAGGCCAAUGAUCACUACUUUUCGAGAGUCAACCAGGGCGUCCUCGAUGUUGUCGCCAAGUUGGAGGAUGUAGCUGUUGCCAUGCGCGCGGUUGAACAGGAGAGUAAGGACAUCUGGGCAGACGGUGAAGACGACAGCAAUCCGGGGAGUGUAAGGGCCAAUGCUUAA
Molecule: messenger RNA, 873 nt
Organism: Sordaria macrospora k-hell
Lineage: Eukaryota; Fungi; Ascomycota; Sordariomycetes; Sordariales; Sordariaceae
Source: RefSeq, a predicted model, not a curated record